Messenger RNA from Didymodactylos carnosus, 492 nucleotides. The record is from the annotation of a GenBank genome assembly. Lineage: Eukaryota; Metazoa; Rotifera; Eurotatoria; Philodinida; Philodinidae.
AUGAAAUUAAGGAAAGCAGGAAUUUAUGAUAAAAAUGAAGGAGUUAGACCAUGGCUAAGUUUUAUGGCAGUACCAUUGAUAACGCAUGAUGCAGUUGAUGAUGAUUUAGAAUUAUUAAUUGAUAGUAUAUCGUUACCUGAUAAUUUAUUAGUUGAAUUUUUCCAGUAUUUUGAAAAACAAAGGGUUACACGUAUACUAGCAAAAUAUUGGAAUUUGGGACCGGUUCAUCUUCGGUGUAAUAAUGCUGCUGGAGGUGAAGAAUCAUUAGUAAUGAUGAGAACAACACAAAUGCGAAGUGGUAAUUAUCAUGUUAAAACCAUGCCGUUCUCACUGAAUAAUAAGCGUGCAAGAAAAAAAACAAAGCAGCUCAAGAAUUUAUCACGUUUAUAUGAAAUUGGUGCAAUAUAUUUAAAACAAUAUAUAACCAACCUAUCAUUUGUUGUUGGUAAAUCUACAACAGUUAUUACAAGAAAAAAAGAGGCUACUCGUUGA